Messenger RNA from Podarcis lilfordi (Lilford's wall lizard), 19313 nucleotides. Lineage: Eukaryota; Metazoa; Chordata; Lepidosauria; Squamata; Lacertidae. The record is from the annotation of a GenBank genome assembly.
AGCAGGCAAGCAGGCGGGGGGCGGUGUCACGGCCGGCAUGCCGCGCACGCGCACCGAAGUUGCCGGCUCCUCGCAGUUUGUGGCAAAGCCGGAGCCGGAGGAGCGGUCCUCAUGGUGCAGCGCCAGGGCGGCGAGGAGGAUGCCGCCGCCGGCGGAGGAGGAGAGCGGUGGGAGGCAGAAGACCCCCGUCCUCCCGGGGGCCACGACAGGAACGGCGAGGAUGGCGGGCUCUGCCAGGUGCACGACCUGGAAGCGGCAGCGGGCGCUGCCAGCCUCGGCGACGGCGGCUGCUUCCGAGGAAGUUUCCCUUGGAGACGCGGGACGCCCGGUGGGUGAGGGCAGGCGGGAGGGCACGCGGGGCGGGGAGAGAGGAGGGUGGCGAGCCGGCAGCAGGCAGGGCGAGGAGGCGCAACGCCGCGCGCCUUGCGCGCCUCUUCUCGGCCUCGGGCGGAGGCUCAGACCGGCGGGCGUCUCAGUGCCCUGGUGCGCCCUAGGGUGAGCCGGCGCUCCCUCGCCGCUUGGCCUCGUGGCAAGGCCGGCUGCAUCUUGCCUCUCUCCACGCGAGGUGCCCGCGAGCUGCGCCUUUUAGGCUCUGCCCGAAUCCUUGCCAACCCUGAAUACAUCCGCUUAAGGUAGUCACAACAGCAACAACAACAACAAUUCUUGUUCUCUCUGGGCCCUCCUCGGUUCUUUGAUCUGUGGUUCUGUUUAUAUAAAGCGCCAUGCACGUGCGGCUCUCUUUAAAAAAAGAAAGAAAAAAAAGUGCAUUUUUAGGGAUUCCGUUUCACCUUUGUUUUAAAACUUUUAAGAGUUAGGGUGCAUGGGCUUAACCUAGAAUUUCCCAGCGCCCUGUCAAGGCAGGUUAGUGCCUUUACCGAACACAUCAUGGUGGCAAGUUGAAAAGGUAAAGAGAAACCUUUCCCAUCGCUGGUCUCUAACACCUUUGCCCUCCUAAGAGCACUUAGCACAGCUUAUCUAUUCCUUAAUAAGCUUUACUUUUCUUCCAAUUUUUAAAAUCCUGUGCUUAUGUGUAAAAAUCGAUGUGUAUGAUAUCGAGUAAGGAAUUGGGGAAUUGCAUUUUGUGUUUUAAUGUAUUAUAUAUUUGGUGUUAGCUGCCCUGAGCCCAGUUCUGGCCGGGGAGGGAGGGGUAUAAAUACUAUUAUUAUUAUUAUUAUUAUUAUUAUUCCCCCACACUUUAAGAGAGAACUUCCCCUUCCCCGUGCAAGGACAAACUUGCUUUUCACCUUCCCAACCCCAUUUCUCCCUUCUCGCUGUACUUAGACUUCUCCUUCUUCCAUUCCUCAGCUGCCUCAUGUGAGAGAGAUAAAGGAUGCGGAACCCUCACAUAUUCCAUUGUAUGAAGGUACUUCAAUCAAACUUCUGCUGUUGUUUAAAACCACAAUUUCCCGCUUCCUUCCAUCCCUGCUUUACUUUGACUUCUGCCACUAUUUGAAAUCACCAAUUCCCCCCUCUCAGUAUCCCUCUCUUCUCUCUCCCAUGCCAUGGCCACUGCUGUUGUGCAACCUGCCUUCUCUUUAGCUCCCCUACUGCACCCUGACUUCAUGUAAAUCCAGGGUUGUGAUGGGGUACAACAAAUCCAUCAAAGUGGGGUGCGUGUGUAGAUAGCCUGACUUUUUAUGUAUAUAGGAAGGUGUGUAGCUUGUGUAUGAAAACACAAGGGUUGUUAUAUUUUGUAAAGGAAUAACUAAACUAUGCGUCUUUCUCUCUUGAUCUGAAGUACUGUAGUAUGAAAUAUAUUCUGCGACAAAGGACAUUUUGUUCUACAGCAUAAUUUGUACUUGCACACUCUCUUGCUAACGUACACAAUAAUUACAUCAACAUCUGUAACUACCAUGUUUAAUCAGGCUGGCAAUGGAAAAGCCAUCUAAUAUUGUUUAUUUUAAUCAUACAUUGAAAAGCUAUGUUAAUAUUUAAUUAUAAAAUCAUCUACCCCUUGGAGCCAUAAGGGAGGCACUCAGAACAUAACCAUUUUUGUUUUAAAGAGUGGUGAUUUGUCAACCUAGCAUUUUGUGAGCUGCUAGUAACAGUGCUUUCAGCAAGAGCAAUCAUAGUGUGUAGGAUUAAGCUUGCGGAGAAAUCUGCUAUGUAGAAGUUUUAUUCCAAGUUUAUAUGAGUUGGCGAGAUGUUACAAAGCAAAGGAUUGUCCAGAGAUGUAGAUAACACAUGAACUAUUUUGUUUUCCUCCUGUUGCCGCCACAACCACUUUUCCUAAUCAAGAGAGUCUUUAAUAUUAUUUUGCAUUUCUAGUGGUAAGUUCCUGUGAUAGUCAGAGACACUGGUCUCGCACACAGUGUUUUGAAGCGCCUGUCAAUAAUGUAAAGGAUUAGACAAAUUCAGGGAGGUAAAGGCUAUCAGUGACUAUAAGUCAGGAUGGCUAUACUCUUUUUUCCAUAGUUGGAGGCAAUGUUUUUGAAUACCAGUUGCUGGAAACUGCAGGAGAGGAGAGUGCUGUUGUGUUUAGGUCCCACUUACAGGUUUCCCAUAGGCAUCAGGUUGGCCACUGUGACAACAGGAUGCUGGACUAAAUGGGCCACUGGCCUGAUCCAGUAUGGGCUUUGCUACAUUCUGGAAGCUGUUGAGUAGGUUGUAGGAUAAUUCCAUUUUGGGGACCUACUUAUUUUGGAUGUUGUAAACCUUUGUCUGGAUUGUGCCACUUCAAACUGCAGGUGGAUGAGGAUUCGUGUGGUUGAAUGCUCCUCCAUAUAGAAUACCUAUUUAUUGUAAUUUCAGUUCUCCAUUUUAAUCCUUCUCUUGAGAGCGGAGCUAGCCAUAAAACAGCAUUAGGCAAAUGGAAUACUGAAAGAAUAACACUGUUUCUUAAAACUUUAUAUACCCAGCAGAGAAAUUGUGGGUGCCACUGUUUGCUGUGCUUUGGCACGGAACACCUUUUUGUCGCUGUUUGUCAGUGCUGAAUGGAAACCUACUGUGCUUUGAGAACAUAGGGGCAUGGGAAGCUGCUUUAUACAAAGUCAGACCAUUGAUCCAUCUAGCUCAGUAUUGUUGACACUGACUGGCAGCAUUUCCCCAGGGUUUCAGCAGGCAUAUUUCCCAGAUCUACCUAAAGGCACCUUUGCAUGCAAGAUAUGUGCUCUGCCAUUGAGUUGGGGCCAUUCCCCAAGAGAGCCAUUGUGUGACGAAGGAUAGUGCUUGAAGAAGAGAGGAAUGUUAUCUUAUUCCAUUCUUAAAGUUUACAUUGAAAGGACAGAUGCUUCUAAAACCUAUAAUAUUUUUCUUUCUUUUUAAUUGCAGUAAGAAGGUCAUUCGUUUCUACAGUGUUUGCUUUGCUAGUCUGGAAUACCAGCCCAGCUUUUUUAAAAAAAAAGAGAGAGAGAGAGAGAAAGGAAGUACAAUUGACUAUGAUACCUUCCCUUUAUAAUAUGAAAGUUUGGUGUUUUGUUAAUAAUGCAGAGGUUCGCUUUUCCAGCAUCCCUAAAGAUCCUUUUAUACAGCAACAACUUCAGAGAAUUAGUGUCAUAUACGAUGUCUGUGCAGAACUCUGACACUUUUAUCUUUUAGGCAAUCAAAGUAGACUACUACACCGAAACUUGAUAUUUUGUUCUUAUUCUUCACUCUGUAGAUCAGCAUGGCUUUUUUUCCUUCUUCAGCUUCAGUCCAUUCUGAGUCUCCUUAUUUUAAUCCAGUAUUUCAGACAAAAAUUUCCAUUAAUGUGGGUCUGUAUUGGACAAGAAGAGCAAAUUGGGGCAAUAAUGUAAUUAAGGGAUCAAAUCUAUAUGGGUCUGUAUUGGCUAAUGUUGUGAAGCUCUGCCAACAGCUACACUGUAGGUUCAGAGAGAGAAUGGCACGUUUGUUCUUCUAAUAACACUUUAGAUUAAAACCCAUUAUGAUUAAACAGAUGUGUGUGCUUUACCUCAAGCAGUAAUAUGCCUUGAGAUUUAGCAUCCUUUGAAAUCUAUUCUUUUCUGUUCCAAUAUGUCACAGAGGCCCCUGCUCUGGAGCUUUUCUGAAAGAGAGUGGGCAGCCCUGUUUAGUUCAUUGUUUGCUUAUAUACCUGCCAUAGAUGAUAUUUUGAAACCAACCCCCCUCCCUAAAUGUGUUCUUCAGAUUUUGCCUCUUCCUGUACAGGUGUCUCCCCACUUGUGCACAGUCAGCACACGCACCAUUUGCAGUGCCGAAAGAGGGUUGGGUAGGGGCAGAACGGGGGAAUCCUCGCUUAUACAUAUCCCAGUGAUCCAUGCGGCGGCCAGGAACAGAACCCUCACAUAACUGGGGAUUCUCCUGUAUUAAGGCUGCAGUCUUAUUACACACUUGCAUGGGAGUAAGGGCCAUUCAGCUCAGUGGGAUUUAGAUCUGAAUAGACAUGCAUAAGAUUAUGCACAAAUUAGAAGCCCAGGUGUUCUUUCUUACUCACUACUGCCCAGGUGCUUCAAGUACUGGUCUGAUAGAAAGCCAGUAAAAUGCUGUGAAAGCAUACAUGUAGAUGUAACUUUCAUUUCAUUUCAUUUAUUGGUUGCCUUUCCACCACAACAGUAUGUGGUCACAUUAAAUCGCCAUAUUAAGAACUUCUGGGGAUUUUGAAGACAAAUGUGUUGUGAAGAACCUAUACGUUGUGCCAAGUUUGCCCGUGGCAGUCUGGAAUUUUGGAGUAGACUGAAAACAAAGGGAAAGUUCUGAACAUGAGCUAGAACUGGCGUUUAGGAAUAUAUGGAGGUGAAGGAGGACAUCUCCACAGAUAAACAGGAAGAAAAAGGGCUAGAAAAUGAAAGGGGUUUUCGAGAUAAUUAGGAAAAUAGGAAGAGAAUCUGAGAUAGGGAAAUUGCGAGAGGAGAUGGUGGAUUUCGCAAGAUGAGAAUAUGCUAUGUCAUAGGAUGAACCCCAAGCUAUCUGUAUUGAUUUCAGUUGAUUUUUUAAAAUAGCUUGGUUGGAUCCUUUUUACAUCCUGUUGCUACAUGAUCCAUUGUUGUAAUCUUCCAUCCUUAUGCGCUUAUCCUUCCAUCCUUAUGCGCAAUGGGUCUGUUAUGGCAUAACUCUUCCUAUAUUCUUACAUACUAAAGCAGUCUUCACCUACCUGGUGCCCUUGAGAUGCUUUGGACUACAACUCCCAUCAGCCGCAGUCAGUUGUGUUGAUGGGAGUUGUAGUCCAAAACAUCUGGAGGACACUAGGUUGGUGAAGGCUGUACUAAAGCAUAUUUAAAAUUCCAGUUUACUCAGAAGUGAUGCUAAAGCUUUCUGGAGACUUGGCCACAACAGACCCAUUGUGCAUAAGGAUGGAAGGAUUGUUGGUUUCAGUUCUCUCAGUUCUCCACAUUUCUAUAGCAAUUUGUGAAAAUUCUUUUUUAAAAUCCUCUUGAAAAUUCUUCAGCAUUUUAGUGUGAAUUUUUCCUGACACAUUUUUAUGUGCAGUUUUGACUAGUGAGCACAUUUUUGCAAUCAAUUUCUCCUAAUGUAAUGAAUUUUUGCAUGAUAUUUUCACUAAUAUAUUUAUUUGUAUGCACACUUUCCCCCCUAAUAUAUGCAUAAGCGUUCUUUGGUUGGAGAACUACACAGCAAAUUCUGGAUGAGCGUGAAUUUUGGAGGAUGCCAAUGUUUUGAUUCUUUCAUUGUUUUAGGAAGUGCGAAUUUGAUACAAUUUGCCUUUAGAUGCAAAUUGAACCAAAUUUCUCCCCUUUUGCUCCACGGAAUGCCUCCAGAUAAUUCCAUAAGUAGAUUUCUAUUUUAGGGCAAAACGAGGAAAGUGUUGUGUUAAGUGGGAAACUUAACCAGCUGACUUUUAGAUUUGGAUCGACUAAGAGUAGAAGUGCUCAGAUUUUAUUUCCAGGAAUUGAUUUUAUCGAGAAGAGAGUUGUUUGCACCUUCAUGCAGGCAGGCUGGUAAAAGGACCCUGUCGACUUAACCAUGGUAAAAUCCAUGUCCAACUCCUCAUACUAAAUAAAAAAAUACUUUCCAGUAGCACCUUAGAGACCAACUAAGUUUGUUAUUGGUAUGAGCAGGCUUCCUCAAACUCGGCCUUCCAGAUGUUUUUGGCCUACAAUUCCCAUGAUCCUAAGCUAGCAGGACCAGUGUUCAGGGACGAUGGGAAUUGUUGUCUCAAAACAUCUGGAGGGCCGAGGAAGCCUGGGUAUGAGCUUUUAGAUGGUCUCUAAGGUGCUACUGCAAAGAAUUUUUUUAUUUUGUUUCGACUACGGCAGACCAACAUGGCUACCUACCUGUAACUACUCCUCAUACCAAGUACACUCUCACAUUAAGCCUAACCUCAGUGUGUCCAGCGCUUGGAGAUUUCAGCCCUUUCAAAACAGAGAGACAGCUGCUGCUCAAAAGUUGACUUUAGCAGUUGAAAUCCUGGGACCAAGGCAGCCAAAGCAUGUCUCUGUAUAUUCUGUCACCUUGGAUUCACAGCAGCUGAAUGUUAGAAAACAUUGAUUCUCAGCUUCCAGGUUGCUUAUCAGCUUCCAGGUUGUGAUUCCAAGUUGCUUAGCAACCGACAGAAAUGCCCUGCCAAACCACUGCUUUCUUCUGAAGAUGACUCUGUUGCCUCUCUAAUCUUCUUAGAUGGUAUCCCUACACAGCUAACAGUUCCAGGAUUCAAGGUUCUUACACACACACACACACACACACACACACACACCCACCAGCAUUAUAUUUGUUUUGGGUGUAAAUAUGUUGUGGGAAAGAAACUCCGAUGGCAUUCUACCACCUCUACCCAGAGUUAUGUUCAUAUUAUUGGGAUACUGGAGUUAAGAUAUUUGCACAACAGGAUAACUUCUUUUAAGUAGCCAGCUCAUUGUAAAAUAAUAGGGUAUCACACUGUAUAUAUAAUGAAACAAGUAGAAAUAACCAUAUUUAGUGGGUGUAAGUUAUAUCUUUAUUCAUUACAGUUAAAUAAGAAAACUAAUAUUUUACAUUUGCUUUAAAAACUCAAGAUUUUUCCUAAUACAAAUAAGAUGUAAAGUUGGUUUCUUAAGUAUUACCCAACAAUGCUUGGGAAAACACUGGGAUAGAUGCUUGAGCCUGCGGUAAUUUUCGUUCAUAUAGCCUCGGGAAUGCAGGUUAAUAUUUCUUGAUGCCAAAAUUUAUCAGAAUGGUUGGUUGGUCUAUGUAAUGAAUGUGGCAAAUGGACCUAUUUUGCAAACAUGGUGCAUGGAUUUAUACAUCCCACUCUGAGACUACUUUUUUUAAAAAAAAAGAGUUGAAAAAAUGCAACAUGCAGAUAAACAUAGACAUUUUUGUAAGAGUAAAAUUACAGUCUAUACCAUCAUGUCAAAAAUUGCUGUUAACUAUUUUUUUUAAAAAAAGCCAACCGUAUACCUUCAAUUGCACUAAAUGUAUUUCUUUUGUUUCUUUCCCUCCUCAAAGUAGACUUUUUUUUUUAAAGAACCGUUUCAAAUUCAGUUGAAGAAAUUACAGCUAAAUUGUUAAUUGCUAACUGGAAACGGUUUUGUUCCAGGAAUAAAGGGGAAAAGGACCUGUCCAGGGCUUGGCCUGUUCUAUACGCUGCUGUCUGCCUUUCUCUUCUCUGUGGCAUCUUUAUUCCUCAAGAAAAUUGAAGGUGUGCACUCAGUGGAAGUCAGUGCCAUUAGAUGUGUUUUCCAAAUGACAUUUGUCCUUCCUGGUUUAAUAUACUACAGGUGAGUAUUAUGCCUCCUUUGUAUGAGGCAAGGCUAAGAAAAAAUGCACUUUGGAUUAUUUAUUAUUAUUAUUAUUAUUAUUGCCAUUUAUUUAUACAGUCAAACCACGGAAGUCGAACGUAAUCUGUUCUGGAAGUCUGUUUGACUUCUGAAACGUUCGGAACCCAAAGCACAGCUUCUGAUUGGCUCCUGCAGCCAAUCAGAAGCCACAAAAGCCCCUUCCGCCGUUCGGCUUCCAAAAGAAUGUUCGAAAACUGGAACACUCCCGGUUUUCAGUUUGUUCAGGAGCCGGAACAUUUGACUUCCAAGGUGUUCGGGAGCUGAGGUACAACUGUAUACCGCUUUUUGGACCAAGUGUACAGUAAGAAUUCAACAAAAUGCCAUAAAUCAGCAAGGGAAACAAAAUAAGGAGGGGCAGAGAAAGGCCUUCCCUGGGCGGAAGACUAAGGAGCUCACCAACCUUUUCUCCCACACUCUGUGAGGCUAGAGGCCUGAAGAGAUUAUGAGAAAUGCUUAUGCAAACAAAAAUAACUAAGGCUGCUCUCACCACCACCCCCCAUUCUAAUUAUUCAGGGAUUCAAGGCAAGCAGGUAGGUCUUCAAUCUGUGGGUUGCAAUGCUGCUUCUGCCAUUUUGGACUCCAGCUAUGGCUGACCAAACCAAAAGAGCACUGCAUGCAGUGUUUGGGCUAGAACACAUCAUUAUGAUGGGACACUCAUUUUAUCAAUUUCAAUGAGUGCUGCCAAGUGGCAGGAGAAAGGCAAGAGAAAGAUAUUUCUAGCCAAAUGUAUGCCCCGCCUUCCUGUAGCUAUGCCCUGUUCCGAUCUAUUCCUGUGGCUUUCUAGACCUUGCACAAUCGAUGUUUACUGGGGACCAGAAUGCAGAAGUGUCUGUUGCAGUGAUUACAAUGCAGAAGUGUCUUCAGUUCUCCAGAACAGAAACCGCAGUGAUUCCCUCAAAUACCCUAAAAUCUAGCCUACAACACACAAACGUAGAGCUCAGCACAGCAGUCUUCGCUUUUAUAGUUCACCAGAAAACAAGCUAAUAAGCAGAUUUUAAGGGCGUGAGGGUGUACAGUGAAUACAGUUGUCAUCCACUGUAGAGUCACUGGAAUAUCUAUUAUCAUGAUAUCUGGAAAAACAAACAUGCCCAGGUGCUUCACUGAAAUUGUGAGUCUUUAAAAAAAACAACCCACUGGUUUUCAAUAGCUUCUCAGCCUUUUGGCUCAGAACAAGUGUAAAAAUCACUGGUUUUCAUAUAGUUAUAAUGCUAAGGUAGCACUAUGUAUAUUGCUCUUUGAAUUGCCAUUUUUAGGAUUAAUAAUGUGCCUUUUUAGCACUAUUAGUAUAAGUCAAAAGUGAAUACUGUAUGUGAAAGUGGGUCCCAUGGUACAGGUUAGAAGUCAGAGGUGAGUCUUGGGUCUGGACUAGUUGAAGACCAUGGAAACUGCCAAAAACAUUCUAAAAAGUAUAAUAAAAAUAGGAAUACUUAGAAUACUGAUAGUUGCUCCAAAAAUGAAAAGCCCAACACGCUGCCCCAUGCAACUACAAGCUUAAAAUUCAUAGUCUUCCUGCCACCCAACAAAAUGACCCAAAGGAGCCUUUGAUAACAACCUUCCCUGAUGUCUGCUGGUGCCCUUUCACAUGCUGGCUGGCUGGUCUCCAUGUGUCCUGGAAAUAAAAAGUUGUUCCUCAAGUCUUAUAGGGUUUUUAUGAAAACCUACGAGAUGGCAGUGAAGGCCGCUAAGAAGUCUUACUUCUCGGCCUCCAUUGCAUCCGCUAGCUCUCGCCCGGUGCAAUUAUUUAGUAUAAUUAGGUUUUUAAUGUCCCUCGAGGGACAGCCAAAUUUAAAUAACAAUUCGACACACAGCUGUGAGGCAUUUGCGAGCUUUUUGCGCAGAAGGUCCUGUUGCUCCACCAUGACCUCCCUGCCAGUUUGGAUACAAUAAAGGAACUGGAGGCCCCUCGACUGUCUUCGGGUCCAGUAUUGGACCACUUUGACCGGAUAUCCCCAGCCGAUGUGGACAGACUCCUCCGAGCUGGAAAGCCCACCACCUGUCCUCUCGACCCGUGCCCGUCUUGGCUGAUUAGAGCGUGUCCAGAUGAGGUGCGGGCCCCCCUGGGGGAUAUCAUCAAUUUGUCCCUUGGCAUCAGGACAUUCCCAGGGGAACUGAAGGAGGCAGUGGUGCGCCCACUCUUAAAGAAAACAUCAUUAGAUCCCUUAGAUCUAUCCAAUUACCGCCCGGUUUCGAAUCUUCCAUUCCUGGGUAAGGUGAUUGAGAGAGCGGUUGCUGAACAGCUUGGUGGGUUUCUGGAUGAAACAUAGGCUCUGGAUCCAUUUCCAGUCCGGCUUCCGUGCUGGUCAUGGGACCGAGACGGCUCUGGUUGCCCUAACAGAUGAUCUCCGCAGGCAGCUGGAUCGAGGCGGGUCGGGGCUGCUGAUUCUUCUAGAUCUGUCAGCAGCCUUCGACAUGGUCGAUCACGAACUCCUUGCCGACGUGGGGAUCCAGGGCACAGUCCUUCAAUGGCUGCGCUCGUUUCUCUCUGGUCGGGGACAGAGGGUGGCGCUUGGGGGGGAAUUGUCAUUGCACCACUCCUUGGUGUGUGGAGUGCCUCAGGGUGCAAUACUCUCCCCGAUGCUUUUUAACAUCUUUAUGCGCCCCCUCGCCCAGCUUGUCUGGAGUUUUGGGCUGGGCUGCCAUCAGUAUGCUGAUGACACCCAGCUCUAUCUGUUGAUGGAUGGCCAUCCUGACUCGGCCCCAGACACACUGAUCAGAUGUUUGGAAGCUGUGGCUGGAUGGGUACGUGGGAGCCGGUUGAAGUUAAAUCCUUCGAAGACAGAGGUCCUCUGGCUGGGAUGGGACGAUAUGGGAUUGAGGGGACAACUCCCAUCUCUUGCGGGGGCGCAAUUAGUGCCAUCACCGUCCGUUAACAGUUUGGGUGUAAUCUUCGAUACCUCCCUCUCCAUGGAGGCGGAGAUUACAGCUAUAACAAAGGCGGCAUUUUUUCAUCUUCGCCAAGCUAAGCAGUUGGCUCCUUACCUCUCUCGCCCUGACCUAGCCACUGUUAUCCACGCGACGGUCACCUCCAGACUGGAUUAUUGUAACUCGCUCUACGUGGGGCUGCCCUUGAGACUGACCCAGAAACUCCAGCGGGUGCAGAAUGCCGCGGCGAGACUCCUUACUGGGUCCUCGCUGCGAGAUCACAUUCAUCCAGUGCUAUACCAGCUGCACUGGCUCCCGGUGGAGUACAGGAUCAGGUUUAAGGUGCUGGUUUUAACCUUCAAAGCCCUAUACGGCCUAGGACCCUCGUACCUAUGGGACCGCCUCUCCUGGUAUGUCCCACAGAGGAACUUACGGUCUUCAAAUAAAAACAUCUUGAAGGUCCCAGGCCACAGAGAGGUUAGGCUGGCCUCAACUAGAGCCAGGGCUUUUUCGGCUGCGGCUCCAAUCUGGUGGAACGCUCUGUCACAAGAGACUAGGGCCCUGCAGGACUUGACAUCUUUCCACAGGGCCUGCAAGACAGAGCUGUUCCACCAGGCCUUUGGUUAGGGCGCAGCCUGACUCCCUCCUUUGGCAAUCUUUACAGAACUUUAGUUUAUGGUUGCCAUCAACUUUGAUUUUAAUUAUUUUUUAUAAUGUUUUUAGAAUGUUGCACUAUUUUAGUGUUGUUAGCCGCCCUGAGCCUGGCUUCGGCUGGGGAGGGCGGGAUAUAAAUAAAAUUUAUUAUUAUUUAUUAUUAUUAUUAAGUCACCCAGCUGCUGCAUCUCAGGCUGCAAGCUACAAACCAAGAGCAGAAUGCCAAAGAGCCUUUAUAACCAUUUGAUCAAAAUGCAUCAAAGUUGGGGGCACUAUUGGAACAUGAAAGAGUCCUAGUAGUGUCAGCUUUGGAAAAAUCACAAUGUUAUUUAACAUUCUGUGAUCUGAAAUUCACUGCAAAGUCCUGUUGAUGCAUGAAUAUGGAAACCUUAAGCCAUGAGUUAAAUUAUACACACCUCUCUUUCUUUCAUUUUAGAACAGGAUUUCUGGGACCAGAAGGCAAACGACUCGUUCUUUUCUUUCGAGGAUUGCUUGGCUCUGGUGCAAUGAUUCUUCUCUAUUAUGCUUUCCAAGUGAUGCCUCUUGCUGAUGCUACAGUCAUUACUUUCAGUAGUCCCGUUUUUACGUCACUAUUGGCCUGGAUAUUUCUCAAGGAGAAGUAUAGUCCUUGGGAUAUUCUUUUCACUCUGUUUACAAUCACCGGAGUGGUGCUUAUUGCAAGACCACCUUUUUUAUUUGGAUCCAGAGUUGCUGGAAUAGAAGAAGAGUACAGAGAUCGCCUGAAAGGAACAAUAGCAGCUGUUUCAAGUGCCGUAGCUGCCGCGUCAACUUUUGUUAUACUAAGGAAGGUGGGGAAAUCGGUGCAUUAUUUUUUGUCCAUUUGGUAUUAUGCAGUAAUUGGGUUAAUAGUUUGCCUAAUAGCACUUUUUGUAAUGGGUGAGUGGAGUUUACCCAACUGUGGCAUAGAUAGAUUUCUCUUGGUAUUAAUUGGAGUAUUGGGUCUAGGUGGCCAAAUAUUCCUUACAAAAGCACUACAGAUAGAGAAAGCUGGUCCUGUUGCUAUAAUGAAAACAAUGGAUGUGGUGUUUGCUUUUAUCUUCCAAAUUCUUUUCCUCAAUCAUUUGCCUACAUGGUGGACAGUCGGAGGCGCCCUUUGCGUAGUAGCUAGCAGUUCCGGAGCUGUCAUUCGGAAGUGGCAUCAAAACUCGAAAAAAAGUACAGGAAAUGAAAUUUGACAGGUGGGGGUGUUAUUUCACUGCUGAAAGAGAGCAAAGCACUUGAGUAUUUAUUUUAAAUAAUUCCCCAUCACCUUUCCUUUUCGUGGAGAUGGUGCUCCCAUGUGCCAACUCUGGCACCAGCCCCUUCUCUCUGGCAAAGAGCGAGACUUCCGCCUGCACAGGUAGGGCUGAAGUGGUGUGCCCAGUUCAUGUUUCAAUCUGGUAAUGUUUCCGUUUUGUUAUGUUAUUUCUACUAGUUGUUGCUUUGGCAUAGUUAUUUUUCUAUAUUUUGGUGAAGCAGAUCUUAAAAAUGUAUUUAUAGCAAUAUAUAUCUUUUAUAUUAUUACAUUGUGCCUGAGUAGACGGAGCAAAGGCCAUAUUGGCUGCUACUAUUCAAGGAAAAGAAAAGACAAUGGGCAAGACAAUGGCACCCAUGCUCAGUACUAUGCAAAAUGUUUUGAAUGUCUGUCUGUUUAACUAUGCAAUUAAAGUAGCACCUACUUGUCAGUUUUGAUAGAAUUUUGGAUUUAAGGAUCGUGGACAUUUUAAGCCCCUAUGUACUAAGAGUGGGAUGCACCAGAAGCUACUGCAUUCCAGAGACCCACAAUAAGCUGGUACGCUGAUGAUGCAUCAACACUGCCCCGUGCCAUUGCAAAUUAUGCUAGUAUACAUUCUCAGGAUUGAUGUGUCUAUCAACUUAAAUCCAAGCAUUUUGGCAUAAGUGGUUUUUGCCUAUCAUAAUAAUUCUGGAACAGUGUUUGCCUUUGUCCACAUACUGUAGCAACACAAAACAACAAGCGGCUUGAUCUAUUUCCUGGAUUUGUGGGCUUGUCAUAGACAUCCCAUUCACUAUAGUGGAGAAGUCAGGGGCAGCAGGUCUUUGCAUAGAGAUCUUUCUUGGUACAGUCAUACCUUGGUGGACGAACGUCUUGCAACUCGAACUUUUUGGCUCCCAAACGCCACAAACCCGGAAGUGAGUGUUCUGGUUUGUGAACGUCUUUUGGAACCCAAAUGUCCGAUGUGGCUUCCGCCGCUUCCAAUUGGCUGCAGGAAGUUUCUGAAGCCAAUUGGAAGCCACGCCUUGGUUUCUGAACAUUUGGGAAGUCGAAUGGACUUCCAGAACGGAUUCCGUUUGACUUCCGAGGUAACACUGUAUUGGUGCAAAAACAGAAAGCCAAGCCUUGCUCAGACAUGAAAUGACAUUGUAUUGCAGUUGUUGCGAUGGAUGUGUACAACAUAACAUGAAAAUGUCUGAAAUGUAUGUAUAAUCAUAAAAUGUUCACAUGAACUAGAAUCUGGAUGAAUCAGGGUUUUACAACCAACAAGACUUGUUCUGCAGGUGUUGCCUGCACUCACAUUUGACUGUGUUAGAGUUGCAUUUAUGAGAGCAGCAUGUCUGUGUGUAAUACGGUCAGCUAAACCACAGAGAUGGUAUCAGUGUGAUCAGUGUUUUGUAUCUUUCUUUCUCCUCACUGCUUGUUCAUUGCUAACAUUUCCUGUUUGGUGUAACCCAAGCCAAGUUCCCAUCCAUAGUUACAUUGGUGUCUUCAUCACCAGAUAUAAAAAUAGAACAAUGUUCAGGAGAUUCCAAAUCUCAUCCCUCAGAGCCGGUUUUUCUUUAAAACACAAAUGGUGUUGUUUUCAUGUAGUUUACCCCUAAACCUGGAUGCUACCCCAUUUCUAUUUUCAUUUAGAGUUCUGUUAUAGAAAAGUCAAGGUGGAAACAUCAGUAAAACCAAGUACAAUAUGCAACAGAUUAGGCUAGCAUUUCUCUGUAUGCACCUUAUUUUCAGCUAGCUAAUGUGAAAAGCAUAUCAUGAAGCAUUCAUUGAAACAUAAAUCCAGUCACCCCAGAACUUCCUGGUUCAUUGAACUUUAGUAAGUGGAAUGUAUUUUAGUAAGAGCACCAGAUGUCACUUUGAUUGCGCACAUAAUUGUGAUAAAUAAAAUUCCUAAUGCAUAUUCAGUAUUCAGAAUAAAAACAUGUCAUACAUGUCAGUACUCUCUGAAUAUACAGUUGUUCCUUGGUUUUGGAACAGCUUAGUUCCCGAACGUUUUGGCUCCCAAACACUGCAAACCCAGCAGUGACUGUUCCGGUUUGCAAACUAUUUUUGGAAGCCAAACAUUCGACGGGGCUUCCGAUUGGCUGCUGGAGUUUCCUGCAGCCAAUCAGAAGCCGUGCUUUGGUUUCCGAACAUUUUGGUAGUUGAACAGACUUCCGAAAUGGAUUCCGUUUGACUUCCAAAGUACGACUGUACAGUAAGAAUAUUGCACAAAGUUGUUGUUAGUCUAUUAAAAAAACAGCUUAGUCACUUGCACUGCACGGCUUCCUCACUUGCAACUGCGGGGAAGUCUGACCAAUGAGCCUGGAAAUAUUUCCAAUAUGAGAAACCGCUUCUUUCCAAAGACACAGUCACUGUGAGCCUAGCUAGGUUUUAAAAUGAUAUGACUUCUUCCCUCCGAAAAGGAGCUGUUCUUGCUUAUUUUCCCCUAGAGCUCUUUCUCCUUCUUGAGAGGGUAGAAAAAGAGAAGGGAAAGGUCUCUCCAGCCUUCAUUGCCUGUUGUGGGAGGAGGAUACUUUGGAAUGCUAAAUAAAUACUCAGCUUCUCCCAUGAGCAGCUGUUCUAUGUAGCCAGACUUCUAAAACAAGUUUUGCUCCAAAAACUCAGGUGUCUCCUUUGAUGCAGCAUGGUGGGCUGUGGUCGGCGCACGGAAAAGGCAUGUGCUUAGAAAAAUACUCACAUGAAUCUAACCAAGUUCUCAAAAUCGCUUUCCCCCCAUCCCAACUGUCUUUUUGAGCCAUGACCUCCUAAGUAGUGUUAAAUGCUUCCCAAGUCCCUGAACAAGAAGUAUAGGGCUAGCAUUGCAGAUGGAAGUCACACAGAGUUCAAGGAGGCUUACUCUGGUAAGCAAAGUGCUACAUCUAUCAGAGCAAGCCAAAGUGGGGCCAGGAAGGAGCAAGUUCACUGCCAUAUCUGAAUCCUGCUUCUCAAUCCAGCCAGGGGAGAAGGUCAAGGGUAUUUUACCCACCAACUCAACCACCCCAUUUUUUCAUUUUUAUGUUUCUUCUUCUUGAGGAUUGGGGUCCUUGAGGCAUAGGGAGUCAGGAAACUGCCUUGACAUCAGUUCAGACAUGUUAUCCAUCUAGUUACCAAUGCUGUUUUCUGUCUUGGUUAACUGUGUGUGCCUAUACAUGUCCACAUGGAAACAAGCCUUACUGGACUUACUUCCAAGUAAGUGUGCAUAGGAUUGCAGCCUUAAUAUUACCUGGAGAUGGAGGGAAGAGACAUGGGCACAUGGCAGCCUCAUACUCCUCAUAGCAUGAAUAUGCUAUUCCUGUUCCAGGUGAUCAGGAAAUCCAUGGGGCAGGAUAGACAUGAUUUAUUUUCAUGUAAAAAAGAAAAGAAAAAAAAAUGUCCAUGUUGUCCUCUUUAAGCAAUACGGGUAACUUGAAUCCAUCUCACUGUUUUUGUUUAAUCCCAAUUAUGGCUGAAAUUGAUUCAGUUUAAGCCGCCCCCCCCCAAAAAAAAGUUCUGUAAACCAGUUCAGCACACCUCUGGAAUUGUUUCAGUUCAUGGGAUAUACAGAAAAUUCGUUUAUUGUAGCUUAAGUAUCAGCCAUUAUCUGUAAGUCUUAUGAAGUGGCACUUCCCUAAAGUAUGCGUACAGUAGAAAUAGAACACUUCAUACAAGAGUGUAAUGUUUAAUUUGCACACUUUUAUACUAUUACUAGACUUUUAUACUAUUGAACAUCCUAAUCUUUUAAGAGGACAAAUCUCAGGACAAGCCCAAGAUGUGUAAAAAUCUUCCUAAUACAGAUUUCACAUGCUCAUGAUUCCUUUUGGCCUGAUAGUGUUGACCUGUGAGUGUUAUCACGCUAAAAAUGAAUGGAUGGAUCCCUUAUCUCGAACCUCUAUGCUUAAUUUAGAUUCCUGUUCAGGUUUAAUAGAUCCCUUCAGAUAAGGUUUGGGUUCUGUUCUGUUCUGUUUCAAAGGGUUGGUCUGGUUUUUGCUUCAUAUUUGUUUUGAUUUCAUGAACCCAGCAUUUCAUCCUAUUUAUGUGAUUUGAAAGUGUCCUUGCUAACUGAAUAACCCAAUUAUAUGCAUGCUUAUUUAGAAGCAAGACCUUCAAGACUUGGCAAUUAGUGGGACUUAAUUGCCAAGUAAGUGCACAUAGGUAAGUAAGUCAAGUAAGUCAAACCUCAGUUCCUGAACGGCUCCGUUUUUGAACGAUUCGGCUCCCGAACACCAAAAUGUUCCAGUUUUUGAACAUAUUUUGGAAGCCGAACGUCUGACACAGCUUCUGCUGAGUGCAGGAAGCUCUUGCGACCAAUUGGAAGCCGCGAUUCGGUUGUCGAAAGUUUUGGAAGCCGAACGGGCUUCUGGAACAGAUUACGUUCAACAACCGAGGUUUGACUAUAUUUAGACAAAUGGCACUUUUAAGUUGAUUUAUUUAGAAUCAGGGUGCAGAUUUAUCUCUGGUACUGCAUUAUUAGAUACCCUUUGGCUUUUAAUUAUAUUUUCAUGAUUCUCAUAAAAGUAAGUCAUAAAAGGGAACCAAAUAACCCACAGGAAGAAUAGUACAGUGAAUAGAUAAAACUGCUAUCUUAUCUAUAUGCUUUUCUUAAUCCUGGUCUGUGACCGUAAUAAAGUUCAUUCAGUGAGACUUCAACAUACGCAGGGAUUACUUUUCACAAUUGCGCCCAAAGCCAAAAUAGUGUAUAGUCAAAACACAUUGGGUUCAAUGGCAGGUGGGAUUUUCACCCCCCUUAAAAAAUAUUUAUUGCCAACCCUAUAGAGCAAAAUGUGCACGUAAGUUGUGGGCUUACUGUACUUACUGCAAAGCAACAAGGACACAAGGUCAGCAGUAGAAGUAAGAAAAGCUGCAGAAGUAUAAGAAUAGGAUUAUAUUGGAGCAAUUGUGAAAUUCUAAAAGGAUAAAAUAACUACCCAGAACAACUCAUGAGGUUUAGUAUCAUGCUAAUAAGUUGACUGUUUCGUGGCAUAAGCCUGGGGUCAUCAAUGUGCUGCCCUGGGCUGGCACAAGUGUGCCCAGCUACCUCCUAUGGCACCUACAGCAGGUCCUUCAAAAAUCUGCAGUGCAUAAGAAACUGUUUGUUGUUCCUAUUUAUACUGCUUUGGCCUCUCCUACAUUGAACAUGUCCUCUUACAAACAGGUCCGUAUUCACUGGAUGCCAUCUUUGGGCAUUCACAUUCCUUUCUGUUCUGAACAGAGGAGAGGUGCAAAGAGCUCUUGGAGUGAACGCCACAGUGGCUGACCUAGGUGCUUCCUUUCCAUUGAUGGGCAGGACCACACCAUUCUGUGGUCUUGUCUCAUUUCCUGCCCUUUUUGAUGUGGAAGGCAUUUUGUGUUACGUCACAUCCCCAUGGCAGCCAUUUUGUGGCUGGUGCCCCCAUAGUACUUGCUCUAAAUUCCAAAGGUGUCCACUGGCCCUCAAAGGUUGGUGACCCCUUUCACAAAGCUAUGAAGGGAUACCAGUUCUCAGUUCAAUUGUCAGAAUGUGUUUGCCCCACGGAGGUGUGCAUUUCUUUAGUGAUCUGGUCUGUUGAGGCUGCAGUAUUGUACACACUAGCCAGGGAGUAAUGAAUAGGAUUCCUCUGUAAAGCUCCCUUCCCAUUGGUUAAAUGGCAUAUGGUUAUUAUUCCAUUGCAAACAUGUUUCCAAUAUUUCUCUAGGGUGAGUGGGGAACCUGUGACUCUAGAUGUUGGUGGAGUGCAACUCCCAUCAUUCCUGGGCAUUGGUUGUGCUUGUUGGGUCUAAUGGGAGGUGAAGUCCAGUAACAUCUGGGGAGUGAGUGGGGACAACUUCCCCAGUGUUGCUGUGGGAAAUGAAAUCUAGCUAAUCUUAAAUUACCUAAUCCAGGCAUAGGCAACCUUCGGCCCUCCAGAUAUUUUGGCCUACAACUCCCAUGAUCCCUAGCUAACAUGACCAGUGGUCAGGGAUGAUGCGAAUUGUAGUCUAAAACAUCUGGAGGGCCAAAGGUUGCCUAUGUCUGACCUAAUUCAAAACUGGCAUUACUUAGAAAAGAUCUAUUUAGGAUGGUGCUAAGCUCCUGAGAAAUUAGUUUUUAAAUUAUGUUUUCUUUUUCUUUCUUUUUUCAAGCCACCCUGGGAUUAAUUGAGGGGCGGCAUUAAAAUACUUCAAACUAAAUAAAAAAUAGUUCAGGGUAGCUUUCAACUGUCUGAUAUGUGCACUCCAUAUGUAGCACUGUGUUAGUCUUGUAGAAGUCUCUCCAGCCUUUUUAAGUGAUAAUUUUUAAUCCUAUGUAGCUUUCAUUAAUGCAUACAAAUGCCAAUGGAUUAUCUUUAACCUAUUAUACUUUGCAAAGGGGGAAGUAGAUUUGAAUUGUACUAUUCCUGUGUCUCUUUCCAGUUUUCCUCCGCAAUUACCAAGGUGUUAUGGGUUAGUCACAGUAUAGUGACCUGUGGUGUCUUGUCCAAAGAGAACAUAUCAGAAUGAGCAGCACAGUAGAUUGUUUAUGGUCUGUUCAACAUAAGAUAGACCUAAUAAUACAAAUAUACACAGAAAAGAUGGUGUAUCUUUUUUGUCUUUUGGAGGUUCUGCUUGAUGUACCUAAUACCAAUAUGUUGCUAUAUUGCCAGUAGACAGUCGUCAUGAUAAAGCAGCAACUCUUGAAUCUGGUUCUUUAAAAAGUGUCUCUGACGUUAAGGAACCACCAGUGUAAAAAUGCUUUUGAAUGCCGUAUAUUCGAUCUUUAUUUUUGCAAAAUAUCAGGGAGCUAAGCUGGAUGGCCCUUGCACUACUUUCAUUGACUUUAUUGCACCUUGUUAAGCUGUUUUUGUAGCUGCUGCUGUUUUGUAGUAGAUGCUUAUUUUUUUAUAGGCAACUUUUUAAUUUCCUGGAUUUUGAAAUGUAAAGUAUAUUUUAAUAAGUUUAUAUGAUUUCAUAAAUUCUAAUAAAUACAAUGAAAAAUA